Messenger RNA from Dothidotthia symphoricarpi CBS 119687, 8800 nucleotides. Its product is annotated as glycosyltransferase family 4 protein. Gene Ontology annotation, molecular function: glycosyltransferase activity. The coding region runs from base 1 to 8556 and encodes 2851 amino acids. NCBI's taxonomy places the organism in Eukaryota, Fungi, Ascomycota, Dothideomycetes, Pleosporales, Dothidotthiaceae. The record is from RefSeq and is a predicted model, not a curated record. The transcript has 4 exons.
AUGACGACCGAGUCUCAUCUUGGGCUGUCGGCCAUCGGCUGGCACGCCAUGAUGGACUCAUGGUGGAACAAGAUGAUUGCGAUAUUUCUUCUUGCCACUGUCAUAAUUGGAUCAAGUUAUUUGGUUUAUCGAUUGUACCUAAUUUUAAAAGUAUACUGGUUGCGAAAACAACAACGAGUGACGGUACCGAAGCCCGUGGCACGUUACUUAGCUCGGCUAAGAUCUUCCGCCAAACCUCUCACUGUCGCCAAAAUAUCAUCGGAAGAACUGAAGUCCUUUGGCGUUUACUUAGGAAGCUUCAGCACCCCAGCAACUCCAGCUCAAACCCGUCUGCUCUCGCAAUGGGAUGUUGUUGUUUUGAACCCUCUUGAGGCGGGUGUUGCGAAUGCUGUCUCAUCAUGCGCAUACACAUCACCUCACGUACUUGGACGAGUCGAUAUCGACUCCCUCUUGAAAUCGGAGCAAGGCUCCGGUAGCCAGGAUACAAUUCGAUCGAUUCGUACUUUGGACGAGACGAUUACGAUGCAUUUCCGGAAUGGUGGAGGGAAUGAGUCGCCCUUCACAGCCGUACUCUUGGCCAACUUCAGUGACCACUUCUCAGCACCAGUUCUCAACCAGCUGGUAAGCUACAUCAACGCACUUGGUCUUAACGUUUGGCUCGAGUUAGCACCACCAGCAUAUUUGUCUGAUGCUCAAUGUCGCGCCAUCAACAUGAAGGCCAUUCGAGGGGUCGUCUACCGCAACGGCACUAUCCGACCCGAUGGUGAUUGGCAAAAUUUCCAUCACAUGGAGGCGAUGAGAACAGCUAUGAGGGCUGUAGCUGCGCAACGAGUCGUUGGUGGUCCCCCGAUGGUUCUCUGGGAGACAAUCGAUGAUGGGGUCAAGCAUCAAUACGCCGUUGUCCAACGAACUUUCAACUGGUGCAGAUACACCAGCGCUCUUUGUUGGAUUGGAUCUAGGUCAGCUCUCUUCAAUGCAGAGGCGGCUUCAUCCGAGACAAUCAACGACAAACCACUCGGCUCGAUGAUGUGGAUGAAGGACGAUAAGAACAUGAAGGCGCACAACAUUUGGUGCGCGAACGACAAGAUUUCUUCCGAGCAUCGCGCCAAUGACGAGCUAUACGAUACUCUGAACGAUUUCAUACCGGACUUAGCCGCUAAGCUCCGAUUCCAGCCAUCCUCGUAUAACCCUCAUCAUGUACCACAAGAGAAUCCGGUGGGCCAGGUGGUUCGCUACUCGCAAGGUCUUCGGGAACCUCGUAUAAGUCCGUUGUCUAGAUCGUCCGACGGUGCAGACUUCACUGGCCUAGGCUGCUUUCAAUUGGGACUCGACGCCACACCGGAAGCAUUCGACGCGCUUGUUGCCUCGCAAGUCCAUCUGAGAGACCUUGAGCUGUUGCAACGAUUGGGAACUGAAGAACUUCAGGCCAUCAGGAAGCAGAUCAAGGUCUUACGUGACGUACGUGGUUCAAAAGCACUUUCCGCUACGACAUCGUUAGCGGUCGACGACCUCGUAUCCAUGCUCGACGUUCAUGAUGAUACACAAUAUACACGUCUUGACGUGUUUGUGGGACUUCACUCCGGAUUCCAGACUGGCGCUGAUGUUCAGUUCUGGGGACUCUUCGACUUUGAGGGAAGUUCCGGCGGCCUUGACAUCUAUCUCUCGGGAUUUACGCAGGAUCGUGUCAGCACCGUCCUUCACACCUUCCUCUCUAGCCGGGGAUGCACACGGGCAGAGUGCUUCAUGGCCGAAUUUGCUAUGUCUGAGCAGAAUGGCACUAUGAACAAGACAUGGCAGCUCCCGCAACGCAUCGUCUCUGACAUCGAGAAGAUCUCCCCGACAGAGGCUCUUCUCCUGCGCCAGCGCCUGACUGUAUCCAGUGACGAAGACUCUUUCCUGUUGGCCAGAAUCCGUGCCUAUUGCGAGUAUCAGCUUAUGGAUAUCCCCUCUUUAAAUCAGCUUCGCUCCCUGAACGCAAAAGAGUACCUCUGUGGCAGAAUCUCGGCCGAAAGCCUGGUUUCUUCACGUCUCAAUUGGCUUCAGGAGAAGGGUUGGGCUCACUCUAACCCGGUUGCCGCUGUUCAGCUCUUUGAAGACGUUAACACUCGUCUAUAUGAAGUCCUCAUGAACGGCGAGAGUGAGUUGUACGGGCGUAUCAGUGUCGUCAUGCAGACCACAAUGCAGAACAUCGGGAUUGAUCCGGGUGCAGACUUGUUCGCUCUGGGGAUCUUUUGCGCAUUCCGCAAGCUGGCCUUGGAAGAAACGUUUCUGGAAGUCUUGGAUCGCAACCCAUUCCCUAACCAUGCCACUGAUCAGGCCGGUGUGUUUGCGGAGAGCUUCAUGGCAGGCUCGCGAACUAGCUCCUUCUUCGAUAUCACGCCCAGGGAAUUGGGAAAGAUUAUCUCCGACCGGUACCGCCCCUACUACAACAAGUUCCAGCCGCCAGAUCGUGCUGAAGGGUACACUGAGCUACCAACAACCUACGCAGCUAUGCAGGUGGAUUCUGACCCUGAUUAUGGAAGUGAACAACUCUCCAUGGUCUACAAGUUUACCUUCCUUGGCAUCUUCGCUGUGCCUGCGCUCAUCGAUAUCUUUAUGCUUACGACUAUUGGACGAGGUCUUUAUCUGACCACCUUUAUGACCUCGGACCAGAAGACCAUGGCCACCACCGCGUUGAUGCUUGCACUCCUGGUGUGUGGUGGUGUCGGAUCCUGGAUUACAUCCGGAGGGUGCUACUACAUUUACGCCAGCGCCUUUCCUGCGAUGAACAUGUAUGUGCUUACUCGCUUCGUUGCUGGUCUUGCCAUAGUCAUCGUGGGUUGUGUUACUGGCUUUAUCGUUGUCACUGUUGAUAAGGGUGCCGCCGCUGGAGGUGUCUUCGCCUUCUACUUCGCCAUGCUGUCCGUCUAUCUCAUGACGCUGUCCGCACUGUCCAUCUACCAGGUCCCGGGAUCUAGUUUCAAGUCUGGCCGAACAGUUGUCAUGAUGUGUGUUCCGAUUCUCUUCAUUUCGCCAGUACUUACAAUCUGGGUUCAACAUGAUAUCGCAGUGUACCUUCUUAUUCUAACGGUAUUUGUGUGCUCCCUGCUCUAUGGCACCCGGAAGGUUAUGGGUGCAUGGACUACGUGGUACUUGAACAUCCCGUCCAUCCAAGACGCCGAGGUUAUCAGCUGGUACUGCAAACGGCAUGACAUCACAGGCGGAUCUAGUGAAGAUAUGAAGAAACUGAGCGCCUCCGGGCUCCCGCGCAACGAGUUCCACGGGCUUGUUUUGAAAGAGUUCGAUCGCAAAUUCUGGACGCCAAAGACUAAGGAUCCGCUUGUUGCCAAAAUGACUGAUGGGUAUGAAUCUACAAAGUUCUUGAUGGGCUGGUACUGCAGGCACCGAAGGACUGCUAUGCCGUUGCCCUACAGUUCGACAUGGAAUCUGACCAUCAAGGCUGCACUUGAGAACAUCACGAACAUGCAAAAAGGCCUGAAGCUCCAUAACGCAUUUCUCCAUUGGCGCCACACAGGUUCCGACGUCUGGUCAGGCAUCUUGUACUUUGUGGUCGCGCUGAUGGAUAAGUGGGCGACAAUACUCACAAGCGGCGGCAUGGUUGGUCUCUCUGCCGCUAAUAGCGAAGAAUAUCGUCUGGCUGUCGGCUUUGGAUUAUCAUACUAUCUCAUCGGUGCCGUAUCGCUUGACGGGGUGUCACAACCGCUCUGGAUCGCUGCAAAUGAGAAGAUCGCCCAGCCCAUCACCUCCCUGGCGUCUCUUCAGAACGUCACCGAUGUCGAUGCUAGCUCCAGGCGAGCUCUUUAUUUCAAUAAUCUUCUCAAGUUUUUUUUCUUGCACAUUUGGGGCGCAUCGGUCACUGCCGCACUUAUGUGGACUUUCGACGACUCCGCAGGUGCUAUGGUCAUGUACAUUGCGUACGUAGUUGCUUACAGCGGUCUACUUCUAUACCAGUACAACAAGAUUUACUGCAGAUUCGAUGGUGCGCAGAGUCUUGCAGUCGCUUCUGUCAUCGGUCUCCCAGUCGGUAUCGCACUCCGCAUCACACUUCCCACUUGGGCCUACACCAGCGUCGUCUCUUUGGGCAUCGCCUGUUGGAUCUCUGCUAUCCACUCAAUCUAUGUGACGAAAAUAGGCUGGCCAAGAAUGCCAUGGAGAAAGUCACGUAACCUUACGGACUCGAGCCACGAGUCGGUAUCCAAGGAGCAGUCCCCUACAUUUUCUUGCAGUACCCUUGAGCCAUACCCUGCUCUCUCCCAGGCCACACUUUCAAGGUCUUUCGAACUCAUCAAGAGUCUUUCAGUUGAUCAGCACUUCGAUCUCAAGCCAUCCGAGCAUCCUGGUGCUCGCGUGCAAGAAUAUCUGGUCCAUCGCAGCGCCGCUCCUCGAUCCAAUAUCCUUCAGGCUGCUUUCCCUUCGGCCCAGCAGAUCAUUGAGCGUACUGUCGAACUUUGGAGUUCCGGUCACACUAUGGUCGAGCUUGUCGGUGCUCGACACUUCCCUCGCGGAGAUCACAAGCUACGAAGCAUUACUCGGAAGGUUGGCGACCGGCUUCAUGUUCUUAUUGCACUCGGACCCGAUCUUGGCGAAGACGAGUUGAAAAUGGACGUUCAUCGCAACUCGAAGAUCAUAGCUGAAGCCAUCAUCCAGGCCACGUGUGAGCAUCACUUAGGCAUGUCGCGGGACCAUUCGAUGCUUGCGCAAUUGGUCGCUGUCGAAGAAUCUGGCGACUCUGAAGUUCCUCUUCCUGAAAACAUCAAACGUCACUUGGAGACGUCUGAGUCUGAACGCACUCGUGUCAUCAAUAGUGGAAACAAGGUUCUUAUCCGCCAUCUUUGUCUAGGUGUUGAUCCCGACAUUGAGUGGGACCUACUGCACCAGGACAUUAGGUCAUUUCUCCUCAAGCUGCUUUCUGGCCAAUUCGACCCCUUGUCAGCUUUCGAGGAAAAAUGGAUACAUUCAAGAACUUGUGUCACUGACGGUAUUGAUUCUGACGAAUUCAUUGCGCGGUAUGACCUCAGCGCCGCUCUGACUACCUCCACUGUUGCCUACGCCAAAGCAUUGUCGCGCAGCCAGGGCCUUUCCGGGAGCAAUCUGAAUGACAUGGACGACCUCUAUCUCAAUGAUUCCGAAUACUUCGCGAAUUCACAUCUCAAGGUCAAUGUUGCUUCUCGUGGUCCUGUGUCACGUUUCGUCUUUCGCGUCACGCGCAUUUGGAAAUCUUGCCUUAAGUUCCUCAUCCUUUCGCUCGUCGCGGACCCUGAGUUCCAGAGAGAACUGGAUUGGAUGAUUCGUACCCAACCACUUUUUAUCCACUGGCCUGUCACUUUCCUCCUUAACGCUAUUUGGUCGUACGCCAAAUUCUUGCAGGGUCUCAUCAUUCCUACUGUCUUGUUCCACGGUCGAGAUAACAUCGCUCAAUUUCGAAGCAAUAUCCAGGGAACAAAAACUAUCCUACAGAAGAACAGAGUUGUUGUCGAGAACCUGCGAGGCCCUUCGACCUGCUUCUGGUCUCGGCAGGCAGAUGGCACCAUCCGUCUCAGCCAAUACAACGGCAAUCACGACAAGGAGCCCGAUGAUCUGAAGCAAUUGACUGCCAUCAACACGUAUGGGGACAGGUUUCUCUUGCGACAAAGGGAAGAGUACCAGGGCGAAAAGAUUAUCAACAUGUUCACCUAUGAGUAUCCCCAGGGCAAGAAAACCAAUAAGCUGCCCCUUCAGAGGCAGUGCAUACAAGGUAAGCUUAGUGGAGAAAUUGUCCAAUACGAUUGGAGAGGAUACAUCACCACCGGAUCCACAUUUCGAGGUGUCAAUCCCGUCCAAUUCACCUACUGGUACAGACGAAGCGCCAAAUUUGAGGAUGAACUUCUCCGUGGUGAAUUCGUCUUCCCGCACAUUACCAUACGAAUCAUGUGGAGUAUGCCUCCUCGUAACCAUCCUGAGAGACUUGACGACUGGGUGCCGUUUCCCAAGGUGACCGAGGCCACUUUCAUUGAGGGUUCAGAUGUCCACCAUGCAACCUGGGCCUAUGAGCACAAGUUCCAUCCGACUAUCUCCACAACACUCAACGGCGUUGAUAUUGACACUCCGCUCAUGAUCCGUAACGACUGGUUCCAUGUCCUGGAGAAGCCACAGAAGCUUGGUUUCCUCAGUGACAACCCGCUCACAAACUUUGCUUCGGUCUCUUCCAACUUCGCCUCUCGCUUCCUAGGCCUCAAUGUCAAGCGUUAUCCAAUGUCGACCGCACACGCCAGGACCCAGCUAUGGAAGCUAUGGAAGAGCGGUCAAUCGCUCGACGCGGUCACUGCACGAUGGCUCGAUGAGAAUCUGCUGCGAAAAGACAGCAUGUUGAAAACAUACUGGCGUAAUCGCGACUGGGGUAUGCUCAACCGAGCGACCAAGUAUCUCGAUGCACACGCCGACUCUAUCAUGGCGAGAACUGACGUGGACUCUGAAAUCAGUUCAUGGGUGCACGUUGCAUACAAGAUGUCUGAUCUCUACAGUUUUGGCUCCGGCGGUGACACAACGAUCAACACGCGAACUCACUCAGGUCAAAUCCAAGAUUCUGACGAUGAGCUCCAUGUCAUGGCUAUGGACACUUCGACUUGGCCGUAUGAGCCUGGAGGUGUGUCUGCCUGCCGUCGCGAUAUGGUCAAUGAUCUCAAGACUACAAAGUGGCACAUUGUCGCUGAGAUGGCUCAUGACUAUGGUGUCCCCAAGUUCCAGAUCGAAAGAAACGUCAAAUCUCUCACUGUCCUGCCACUGUGGGGUCUUGAUUUCCUCAAUCCUACUCACGGCAUGUUGCGAAACACGCUCGAUUCGGAAGUCGUUGAGAGGUCGUAUGACACUAGGACGUCCGAUAUCCGCAAGCACUUCAUACCGAUCCUUACCAGCUUGGUGCAAUGUUCGAGAACUUCUGAACUCACCCUUCAACAUCUUGAGGAGGCUACCAAGGCUUUGUGCGAUCUCAACACGUACUUUGAGUCAUCGCGUAGCUGGAACGACGUAUGGAGUAGCGACAUUGUCAAAAGUACAUGGCGCGAACUGUGGUUAUCCGAAGACGUUCCGGGAGCUUUGAAUGUAUCUGAAUGGUGGGACUACGAAAAGCCAACCAUGCAGCAACUGGAUCAAGCUCUGAAUCUGUGGUGUCGUUAUCUCUUCAUCUUCUCCACACCGGUACCGGACAAGAUUCCUGACAUCUUUCAAGCGUCACAUCACUUCACUGGAGCAACAUAUGGCAUUCUCUGCAAAGUCAAGCGCAAGGUCAGUCUCCACGUGUGGGAUCAUUGUAUCAGUUUCCGAGAGUUCACCGUGUUCAUGUCGUCUGCUGUAUCGUUCGACAUGCCCUUUGUCAACAGCUCUCUCAUAUCGCUCGGACACUUGGCCUGUACCCUCCUUGAGCACCACGCGGAUGUCGUGCUUCCUUGCUGCGAUUACUUCAACCCUGGCUGGGAAAUUGAGCUUGGUACUGGUGAGGGUGCUCUCCAGCAUCGUCGCGCCUUUGCACGGAAAAUCGAUCCCGUUGUCAACGGUAUCUGCAACAUGGAAAAGUUCGAGCCUAUUCAAACCAUCAAGACUGACACACCCACCGUCGUUAUGUUGUCGCACGUCCAGUACGUCAAAGACAUCAAGAACGCCAUCAUGGCCACAGAUCUCAUUGUCAACAAAUGGGGUUUCAAGGACUACCGUUUGCACAUUUAUGGAGACAUGGAGCGUGCCGCUGGUCAUUCGACUGAGUGUCAAGAGCUCAUCGCGUCCAAGGGUCUGGGAGAUGCAUGUGUGCUCAAGGGUUUGGGUAACGCUUCUCUUGUCCUGCAGGAUGCCUGGAUCUUCCUCAACUCGUCCAUCUCUGAAGGUCUUCCGUUGGCCAUGGGUGAGGCAGCUCUGACUGGUGUGCCCGUCGUCUGUACGGAUGUUGGUGCCUCGUUCUGCGUGGUCACUAACCGAACUACUGGCGAGCCCUUUUCCGAGGUCGUCCCACCCAACGAUUGCGAAUCGCUUGCCCGCGCACAAGUCAACAUUCUAGCGCUCCUGGGCAAAUGGGCAUCCUACGCAGAAGACGCACCAGGCGUUCUCCCUCCUAUCCUGUCUUAUCCUAACCCCACAACCGACGAGGUCAGGGCGAUCUCGGCGCGCAUGUACGAGAAGAAGGAGCACCGUCGUAAGCUCGGCAUGACGGGUCGCGAGAACGUGCUUAAGAACUUCAACUCGGAGCGUUACCUUCGCGAACACGAGCAGAUGCUGUGGAUUGGCAAGUACAGGUCCCCUAGCUACCAGGACGCUGUCCGCAAGUACAACUUCAACAACACUCACGGCGCAUUCGCCCAGGCCAACAGCGCUUAUCCCUCUGCUGGUCCAUCGGUUGAUCCGUCCCGCAAUAACUCGAUGACCGGACUUCCCAUGCUGGGCGACCGGGAGAAGAAGAGCUUUGGUCUCUCCAUGACGUCGUUGCCGAGGGUACCUAGUACGCCUCGUCUGACGCCGGACAGAUGGUCAAAUGCGCCGAGCAGUCGAGCAAGCAGUAUUUGGAAAUUCAAGCCUGAGCAGGCACCGUGGUAGUGGAGACGAAGAUGCAGGUUGGACGGGCGAAGAAUGACACAAUACCCUUUUCUGGAUGAUUGACAAGUUGUCAACACCUCUGUAUAUAUACUUGGCUGGCAUUUGCAUAGCGACCUAUCUUUUUCGCACAUUUCUUUUUGUUGGUCCAUGAUGAAGAAGCACCACGUCAAUAUAGUUGGGGAGCGCCUCGAAUGAAGGCGGCAUGUUUCCUUGUAUAAAAUAAGUAUUAGAUAGAACACUCUCU